UGCUGGUGGACUUAAUGUGCAAACAAAGCACGAUAACAAGAAUAAAUUAUACAGUGUUUAAAACGAGUAAGUAGUUAAAUGUAUUAUUGAAUGCACUAGCCUACCCGAAAGAAUGUUAGCAUUUGAAAAUUGCACGAGGAUAUAAAAAAAAAAAAGCGAGAGCGUGUGUAGUCAUUCUUUCGUAAUUGAAUAUAUUGAGUAUGGAGUGAAAUGUAAGCUCAUUCGUUGUUCUGUUUGUUAUUUUUAAAAUUACUACAAUGACUUUUUGGAUAGUGUUCCUAGUUUUGUUCUCUGACUUGUGGUACACUGGGUCUACCAGCCGUACUGGCCCCAAUAUCGUUCUCAUUUUUGCCGAUAACAUGGGGUUCGGCGAUCUGGGGUGCUAUGGACAUCCGACUUCAAUAACCCCAAACCUCGAUAUAAUGGCAGCCAAUGGAUUGCGAUUUACCGAUUUCUACUCCGCCAGCCCCGUGUGUAGCCCUUCUAGGGCAGCUCUGUUGACAGGCCGCUACCAGACUCGCUCUGGAGUUUACCCUGGUGUCUUCUACCCUGGGUCGAAAGGUGGACUCCCACUAAAUGAGACCACUAUUGCAGAGGUCCUCAAGCCCUUGGGUUAUGCUACAGCCAUGGUUGGCAAGUGGCACCUGGGCAUUGGAGCCAAUGGAAGCUUCCUACCUGUCUACCAGGGAUUUGACCAUUACCUAGGUGUGCCUUACUCUCACGACCAGGGCCCUUGCCAGAACCUGACCUGCUUUCCUCCAGACACAAAGUGUUAUGGGAUGUGUGACCAAGGGGCGGUCCUGCUGCCAUUGUUUUUUAACAAUACAAUAAUUCAGCAGCCUGUGAGCUUCCCUGAUCUGGUGCCACACUACAACAAGUUCACCACAGAAUUCAUUACAGAGUCUGCCAGAAAAAAACAGCCCUUCUUUCUCUACUAUGCCUCACAUCACACACACUACCCCCAGUUUGCAAGUGCUUUAACUGCAGGAAAGUCUCUGCGUGGACGCUUUGGAGAUGCACUGAUGGAAUUUGACACUUCAGUGGGCGUGAUUCUGGAAGCACUAGAAGCAAGUGGUAUCCAAAAUAACACCUUUGUGUUCUUCACCAGUGAUAAUGGCCCUGAACUAUUGCGAAUGUCUCGUGGGGGGAACGCUGGACUCCUGAAAUGUGGGAAAGGAACAACAUAUGAGGGAGGGAUGAGAGAGCCUGCAAUUGCAUACUGGCCUGGAAGAAUCCAAGCAGGGGUUACUCAUGAGUUGGGAAGCACCUUGGACCUUCUGCCAACCAUUGCAGCUCUUGCACAGGCAAAGCUUCCUAGUGCACAGCUUGAUGGCUACGACAUGAGCAAUAUCCUGUUCUCAAGUCAAUCGAGCAUGAGAAAAACAAUGUUCUACUAUCCUGUUGACCCUUCUAUAAAACUGGGUGUGUUUGCAGUGCGAUAUGGGAAGUAUAAAGCACAUUACUACACACGAGGUUCUUCACACAGUGAAACAACCCCAGACCAUGACUGCCACAUCAUUGCCGGACUGAAGGCUCAUGAGCCACCCCUGCUGUUUGAUCUGGAGUCAGACCCCUCCGAGAAUUACAACCUAAUGGUCUAUGACUACCAGCCUGAGUACGACCUGGUGUUAAAGAAGAUACAGGAGCUAAAGGCCCAGUUUGAGGAGACAAUGGUUUUUGGAGAGAGCCAGACUGGAAAGGGAUCUGACCACUCACUGGAGCCCUGCUGUAACCCACAAUGCACUCCAAAACCUGCCUGUUGUUCUUGUAUUCCCUAAAGACUAAAACUGAAAGAAUUCUUGCUGCCCAACUCAAAAAAUAAAUAAACCAGUAACAGUA
This is a messenger RNA of Acipenser ruthenus (sterlet), 1839 nucleotides long. Its product is annotated as arylsulfatase A-like. The record is from RefSeq and is a predicted model, not a curated record. Lineage: Eukaryota; Metazoa; Chordata; Actinopteri; Acipenseriformes; Acipenseridae. Bases 258 to 1778 code for a protein of 506 amino acids. The transcript is spliced from 8 exons. Gene Ontology annotation, molecular function: arylsulfatase activity.